GUCUGGGGAAGGUGGCGAGAGACCAAACAGGUUACGUUGCGCGCAUGAACGAGGCUUGAAGGCACACGCUGUCAAACUUUGUUGCCGGGCGCGAGGGGUGCUGCAGAGCUUCUAGAAGAUGCGACCUGAAACCACUGAAGAAACUGACAGGAAAGCUGAACAGGUUGAAGCUACAGGGCGACGUCCCAGCGGCCUGGCUCUAAUUGCGAGGGAUGAACGAGCUGCAUGAGGACGCCGGCGAUCAGGCAGGCGAGCGCAAUAGCCAUUGCAGGAACCGAAACAGCGAUAUCCAUGAAUAAUUCCUCCCAAAGCCUCGGGCCGUUGAUAUGCUGGGUUACGGAGUUGCAGAGCGGGCGGCUGCCUCAGGCACAGAAGAGGAGCGGCGCGGGCGCAGUAACGCUCAAAUGCCGCCCAGGCGUCAUCGGAAGCGUAAACUUUCAGAAGCAGAUGCAUCGAGAACGUCGAGAAGCCACCGGAGGCCAUGCCUGGUGCCAGCGGGUUCGUCCCGUGACGUGGAAGCGAAGGGUGAGGUUCCUGGGCUUGCCGACCGCCCGAAACGCUCCCCGCUUCAACACCCACAUCACCCGGCAGCGCACCCGCCGUCUCCUGGCUCGCGCACCCCUAUUCUGCGAGCUUCCUGGCGGCCAUCACCCAAGCACGCUCCCAACACCAUCACAGUUCACUGCGCGCUGGCCACCGGCGCUCCAACGCGGCCGCAAUGUCCCUUUCUUCGCUCAUGCAUAGCCGCGGCCUCUAUUGGCAUGGCGACGUAGCAAUCUGUGCUCCCAUGGCGAGCUUUGUGACACCUCCCCGCCAGGGACGCGUGAGCUGCGCCGUCCUUCACUCUCCCUUUCAAUCACACGAGGCGCAAUCCGACCCGACGAGGUGACACGGCGCAGCUUUGGCUCGGCAGCAACCGACAGCCCUCCCUUGCCGCCCCCUCCACCUGUAUGCUGCUAUACUUGUCCGCGUUUGCACUCUUUACUUAGUCGAU
Trematosphaeria pertusa is the source of this 994-nucleotide messenger RNA. RefSeq lists its product as uncharacterized. Lineage: Eukaryota; Fungi; Ascomycota; Dothideomycetes; Pleosporales; Trematosphaeriaceae. The record is from RefSeq and is a predicted model, not a curated record. The transcript has a single exon. The coding region runs from base 226 to 744 and encodes 172 amino acids.